Pygocentrus nattereri (red-bellied piranha) is the source of this 2301-nucleotide messenger RNA. It is a transcript of the gene rspo3, whose product is annotated as R-spondin 3. Lineage: Eukaryota; Metazoa; Chordata; Actinopteri; Characiformes; Serrasalmidae. The transcript is spliced from 6 exons. The coding region runs from base 607 to 1557 and encodes 316 amino acids. The record is from RefSeq and is a predicted model, not a curated record.
AGAGAGAGAGAGAGAGAGAGAGAGAGAGAGGGAGAGAGAGAGAGAGUUGCUCAACCGUGAGGCUUUGAGCUAUCGAGAUUGCGUCAGUAAUAUAAAAAAGCGAGGUUAUAGUGCUGUUUCAUACUGACUUCGUGUGAAAGUUGGAGCUGGCUGCGCGCGAUGCUGCUGACGCGGGGACCUCCUCCUCCUCCUCUUCCACGCCGCGCGCCAUAAAGUGGCCUUAUUCACACCUGGACGCGCGGGGAAUUACGCUUUUCACGCCCCUUACUACCUUCCUCGGGCUUGGCUUUCUGCGGCGCGCUAUGAGACCCUUGUGCCUGUGACAUGAGCAACAGUCCGAUGACACCUCGGUGACGCUCGCGCUUCUGCAUUUCACCCGGCAUUCAGUGGCCCGCAUGCGGACUGCUUUCAGGAUGUUACUGCCCAACCGGCCCGGGGCUCAACGGGCCAUCGGAGGCUGUCCCGAGCAGAGUCGGGGUAGGAGCGCGUGAGUGCAGCGUCGAGGACGUUGAGGAUCGUUAACGAGCGAGCAUCGUCCAUCUUCCUCCCCAUCCACCUCCCUCCCAAAAAAAGAAAAAACACCACCAAACCGAACCCCAGGUUACUAUGCAAUUACAACAACUGAUCUCCCUUGUUCUGAUCUUGCACUGGAUGGAGGACGCGGACUGUCAACAUCACGCCUCCAAGCACCGGCAGCACAAACGAGGGAGUCCAGUGUGCCCAGGAGGCUGUCUGACCUGCUCGGUUUACAAUGGCUGCCUGACGUGCCUGCCCAAGCUUUUUAUUCACCUGGAGAGGGACGGCAUGCGGCAGAUCGGCGUGUGUCUGGCUUCCUGUCCCAAAGGGUUCUUCGGAACCCGCUCUCCUGAAAAAAAUGACUGCUCGAAGUGUGGUUCCGAGUGUGACACCUGCUUCGACAAGAACUUCUGCACGCGCUGCAGAGCAGGCUCGUAUCUACACAAGGGAAAAUGCCAAGAGAGCUGCCCUGAUGAGCUAGUAUCCAGUGACACCAAAAGGGAAUGUGUCCCUCCAUGCCCGGUGGACUGUGAUACCUGUCUAAACAGUGAAACCUGCACAAGGUGUAUGCCAGGGUACUACCUGUUGCAUGGUCAGUGCCACAGUGUGUGCCCUGAGGAAUUUGAGCCCAGUGAACAGCUGAUGGAGUGUGUCCCUGCAGUACACUGUGAGGUGGGAGAGUGGAGCGAAUGGGGUCCAUGCUUACGGAUAGGAAAACCCUGCUUCAGAGAAGAGACCCGUACCCGCAAAUUUCUACAGAACCCCAGCCUUCAAGGCAAGCCCUGCCCAGCUACUUCAGAGAAGAGGGAAUGCAUUGGUAAAAGAAAGAGAUGUGGAAAAGACAAAGGCGCACAUAAAGGAGAUCGGAAGAAUCGGAACAAUCGAAAAGAAAAGGCAAGUGGGGAGGGCCGUCGAGAGAGGAAGAGGGAGCGAGAGCGAGAGCGGGAGAGGGAGAUGGGUGACCGAGAGGACUCUGAAAACAGGAACAAAACGGAACAGCGCCGCAGACGGGCCCAGAGCAGAGACCCUGGAGCAGUAUAGAGAGGAGCUGCACAGUGAUCCCCUCCAAUUACACACCUUUAUUCCUCUCACCCCUCAGCCCCUUAACCCCUCGCUUUCGGGGGUGCUGCUGCUACCUGUAUAAUUUAAACGUAUACUGUAUAUGCACAAGAGAGAGGAGGCACUGCUCAGUUGAGUGACCAUGAACAGCAUCGCUAAAAAGAAACCCUUCCCUCUGUCUCCCCCUCUGCCCUCAAAGGGCACCUAUAGCUCCUCCUAUAGCCACACAGAUGGCCUGGAAUGAUACUGAACUCUCCGGACUGGAGCGAUACCUGAAACAGACAUGCAGUCUCAUGACCUGUUGAGUCAAAACAUAUGCUGCCCUUGGUACAGCAUCGUUUCAUGGUUUGAAUGUAGGUUUGUGUGACAUUAUGUAGAGUUGCUGUUGUAUAAACGUCUAUACAUAUAUAUAUUUUUUUUGCUGAGUAAAUUAAAAGAUGAGCAUGCUUGCUGGCGUCGUGGAUAUUGCCUGCCGAUGAGGCUGUGACUGCAUGAUGGACUGGUGAAAAUGGACCAGAAAAAAAGAACAGGCUGUCAUUAUAUUUGUCAUUUUACUGGAUGAGGAGAUGAUGGUUCUCCCUGUGAUGUUUUAUUCAUCUGUGUUCAGUGUCCUCAGAACAAACGGUAAGUUUUGCCUGUCUAUAAUAACAGAAUCUGAGCUUUCAAUUAAGCCAUCUGACCAGAAAUCAAAAGCACCUGUAUGUCCAAUAAAUAAUGAUGUUUGUA